Molecule: messenger RNA, 564 nt
Organism: Tetrahymena thermophila SB210
Lineage: Eukaryota; Ciliophora; Oligohymenophorea; Hymenostomatida; Tetrahymenidae
Product: transmembrane protein, putative
Exons: 1
Source: RefSeq, a predicted model, not a curated record
AUGUAUUAUUGUGGUAAUGGAGUAAUUUCAUCCUAAAUGGAUUGCGCAAAUUCUAUUAUUUGUAUAAAUGGAUAUGAUUGGGAUGAAUCUUAGAAAUAAUGCAAACAAUAAAAGUAGUAGUAAAAUGAUUAUGGACCAUCAAAUACAUCAAAUACUGCUGACUGGAGUUUUUCAAUGACAAACAUUAUUGUAACGAUAAUUGUUUCUUUGAUAGUUGUUGUUUUUUCAUUAUGGGUUGUAAAAAAGUUGAGAGAAAUACCUUUGAUUAUGAAAGAUAUAAAGAAACAAUAAGAAGAAAAUAAUGAAAUACUGAAAAAUAAAUUUGAAAAUUAAUAAUUAGAAAUAGAAAAAUUAACUAAAAUAAUAAAUACUUAUUAAUAUGCGUCAAUAAAUUAAAAUGAAAUUGAAGUUGAUAUUAAUCUGAAUAAUUAAGUUUAGGAUUUAGAAGAAUAGAAUUCAAAUGAGAGGACAGACCAUUAAAAUUAUUAUGAAAAUGGCAAUUAAUAGCAAGAAGGCUAUUAAUUUUAAUCAACUCCUAUCUUAGAGAACUAAAAAUUCUAGUGA